UCGGGGUUUUAUUUUUUUAUGCUUGAAAUGGAACCUAAUUUUUAAAUAUAGCUUGAGUCAGAUCUAAAGGAGACAUGCCUGACCAUUUCCUGCAGGACUGACCAGGAGAACAUCUAGAGGGGAGCUUGGUAGGAGGAAUGAAAUCUGAUUUGCAGCAACCGGUCUUUCUUUUGAGAAAAUUAUCAGACUCAUUGCUAAGGGAAAUUAAAUAUUGACCAAGGACAAUGUCUUUAUUUCUCAGUAACUUAUCAACAAAUGACUCUAGCCUGUGGAAAGAGAAUCAUAAUUCUACGGACCUUUUAAAUCCGCCAGGAACUCUGAAUAUCUAUCUUUUUUGCUUGACAUGUCUCAUGACUUUUGCAGCCUUGGUGGGCAGCAUUUAUUCACUAAUUUCCCUGCUGACAAUGCAGAACAGAACUGUUGUGUCCAUGCUUGUGGCUUCCUGGUCUGUGGAUGAUCUCAUGAGCGUCCUGUCGGUGACCAUCUUCAUGUUUUUGCAGUGGCCAAACGAGGUCCCCAGUUACUUCCAAUUUCUGUGCACCACCUCUGCCUUAUUGUAUUUAUGCCAGGGCCUCUCUAGCAACUUGAAGGCGACUCUCCUAGUCUCUUACAACUUUUAUACGAUGCACAGAGGUGUGGGGAGCCAGACAGCCUCCAGAAGAUCGGGCCAGGUGCUCGGCGUGGCGCUGACCGUGUGGACAGCCAGUCUGCUGCUCUCGGCGCUCCCGCUGUGCGGCUGGGGCGCCUUCGUGCGCACGCCCUGGGGCUGCCUGGUGGACUGCUCCAGCUCCUACGUGCUGCUCCUCUCUACCGUGUACGCUUUGGCCUUCGGAUUCCUCUUGGGCCUCUCAGUCCCUCUCACUCACCGAUUGCUGUGUUCGGAGGAGCCGCCGAGACUCCACGCCAACUACCAGGAAAUUACCCGUGGAGCUUCAAUUCCUGGGACCCCUCCCACUGCGGGGAGAGUGGUUUCCCUGUCCCCAGAGGAUGCUCCGGGCCCGAGUCUGCGGCGCUCUGGGGGAUGCUCCCCGAGCUCAGACACCGUGUUCGGACCGGGUGCGCCCACUGCAGCUGGGGCUGAAGCCUGCAGGCGUGAGAACCGGGGUACUCUCUAUGGCACCAGGAGCUUCACCGUGAGCGUAGCGCAGAAGCGCUUCGCUUUGAUCCUAGCGCUUACAAAAGUCGUCCUUUGGCUGCCCAUGAUGAUGCACAUGGUGGUCCAGAACGUCGUGGGGUUUCAGAGCCUUCCCUUGGAGACAUUCAGCUUUCUACUUACCCUGCUGGCCACCACUGUAACCCCAGUGUUUGUCUUGUCCAAACGCUGGACCCACUUGCCCUGUGGCUGCAUCAUCAACUGCAGGCAGAACGCAUAUGCAGUGGCAUCCGAUGGGGAAAAAAUCAAGAGAAAAGGCUUUGAAUUCAAUCUAUCAUUCCAAAAAAGUUAUGGGAUUUAUAAAAUAGCACAUGAAGAUUACUAUGAUGAUGAUGAAAAUUCCAUAUUCUAUCACAACCUGAUGAACUCUGAGUGUGAAACUACAAAAGACCCUCCGAGAGACAACCGUAACAUCUUCAACGUUAUAAAAGUAGAAAUCAGCACCACACCCUCUCUGGACAGCUCCACACAAAGAGGCAUCAACAAAUGCACAAAUACUGAUAUUACAGAAGCUAAACAGGAUUCCAACAACAAAAAGGGUGCGUUUUCUGACAAAACGGGAGGUGAUAUUAACUAUGAAGAAACUACCUUUUUUGAAGGGCCAGAAAGAAGAUUGUCUCAUGAAGAGAGUCAGAAACCAGAUCUUUCAGACUGGGAGUGGUGUAGGAGUAAAUCAGAAAGAACCCCUCGUCAGCGUUCCGGUGGUGCCCUUGCCAUUCCCUUGUGUGCAUUCCAGGGGACUGUGUCUCUCCACGCACCUACAGGGAAAACCCUAUCUCUUUCUACCUAUGAGGUAAGUGCAGAAGGGCAAAAAAUAACUCCAGCCUCUAAGAAAAUAGAAGUCUAUCGAUCGAAAAGUGUUGGCCAUGAACCAAACUCAGAAGAUUCUUCAUCCACGUUUGUGGACACCAGUGUGAAAAUACACUUGGAGGUUCUUGAAAUUUGCGAUAAUGAAGAGGCCUUGGACACUGUGUCAAUCAUUAGUAACAUCAGCCAGUCCUCCACACAAGUCAGAUCUCCAUCCCUACGUUACUCCAGGAAAGAAAACAGAUUUGUUUCAUGUGAUCUAGGGGAAACGGCCUCAUACUCCCUCUUUUUGCCCACCAGUAAUCCUGAUGGUGAUAUCAAUAUCUCCAUUCCAGACACCGUAGAAGCACACAGGCAGAACAGUAAAAGGCAGCAUCAAGAGAGGGAUGGCUACCAGGAGGAAAUCCAGUUGUUAAAUAAAGCUUACAGAAAAAGAGAGGAAGAAAGCAAGGGUAGUUAGUGGGUAUUUGGUCUAACAGGAGCAAGA
Molecule: messenger RNA, 2447 nt
Organism: Nomascus leucogenys (northern white-cheeked gibbon)
Lineage: Eukaryota; Metazoa; Chordata; Mammalia; Primates; Hylobatidae
Gene: GPR149
Product: G protein-coupled receptor 149
Biological process (GO): neuropeptide signaling pathway
Cellular component (GO): neuron projection; membrane
Molecular function (GO): neuropeptide binding; G protein-coupled receptor activity
Source: RefSeq, a predicted model, not a curated record